AUGGGCCUGGACAUGAUGGAGGCGUUCGAUGUGUGUAUCCCUCUUCCUCCCACGCUACUCCGGAACCUGCUGAGCCUCCCAGCCACCCUGCUGAGCCUGCCGACCCACCUGCCUCACCGUCCGGGAUCCAGCCUGCCAUCCUCGGCUACCAACACCGUGUCACCGUCAGUCCUGAGGUGGCACCUGUGCGGCAGCCUCUUCGCCGGCUGCCCCUGGCAGUGGUUGAUGAGGAUCGAGGAUGUACUUGACCGUCUGAGUGGCUCUCAGGUGUUCUCCAGGCUAGACCUGAAGGACGCUUAUCACCAGCUGGAGCUCCACCCGGACAGCCGUGACCUGACAACGUUCGUCAGUCACCUGGGGUUGUUCCGCUUUACCCGGGUGAACUUCGGGCUCGCCAGCGCUGGACCUUGUUUCCAGAAGGUGAUGGCCUCCAUGCUGGAGGGGAUCCCGGGAGUCGAGGUGUACUUGGAUGACAUCCUGGUCCACGCUCGCUCUCAGGCCGGGCACGACGCUCGGCUGAAGGCUGUGCUCCAGUGUUUUGAUGCCCACAGGGUUCGUGUGAACUGGAGCAAGAGCGUCACCAACCAGAGAGAGAUCGGUUUUCUCGGGUACCAGAUCUCCGGUGACGGUGUCCGUAUCGACCCGGAGCGGCUCCGGCCUCUGCUGGACGCGCCCGAGCCCCGGGACGAGAAGAGCCUCCGCGCCUUCCUCGGAGCCGUGGGCUAUCAUGCCCGGUUCCUUCCGAGGUUCUCUGAUGAGGUCGAACCUCUGCGCGCUGCGCUCAGGGCAGACGCCUUUGAGUGGACGGCCGCGCUGUCGAGCGCGGUCCGCCGCGUCAAGGACGCGAUCAGGCAGGCACCCGCGCUGGGGAUGUUUGACGUUUCUCUCCCCACCGUGCUCUCCACCGACGCUAGUGACGUCGGCUGCGGUGCCUGCAUCACGCAGGUUGACGCCUCGGGGGUGCCGAGGGUCAUCACCUACGCCUCCAAGACCUUCACAGCAGCCGAGCGGAACUACUCUGUGGUAGAGAAGGAAGCUCUGGCCUGCGUGUGGGCGACCGAGAAGUUUCGGCACUACCUGUGGGGGCGCCGGUUCACACUGCGCACCGAUCACCAGGCGCUCUGCACAAUCUUCGGGCCGAAGGGCUCCAACCGCGUCGGCCGGCGAGUCGCGCGGUGGGAGGCCCGCCUGCUGGAGUUCGCCUUUGAUGUGGAGUAUGUGCGGUCCGAGCACAACGGGGUGGCGGACGGCCUGUCCCGCCUCCCAGUAACGGACACCUGGUGGCCGGACGACGAUACCAUUCAGAUCGCCUCGCUCGGAGUGGCGGCGGCGGCCGUCACAGAGGCAGAGUUCCGUGCUGCCUCGGACGCGGACGAGACCCUGCGAGCCGUCCGCGGGUUCGUGGCUGGGCAGUGGCCCCGCCGGAAGGAGAUCGACCCGGCGGUGGCUGGUUUCUACCAGGUGCGGGAGGAGCUGUCCCAGCACGGCCAGCUGCUAUUCCGCGGCGAGCGUCUCGUCGUGCCGGAGACGCUCCGUGAGCGCGUCCUCAGGAACGCCCAUGAGGGCCACCAAGGGGUGGUCCGCACCAAACAGCGCCUGCGCGCGCAGUUUUGGUGGCCUCGGCUGGACCGAGAGGUGCGAGAGCAGCUGAGGGGCUGUCAGGUGUGCUCCCAGCAUGACGAGCAUGUUCGCAGGGAGAAGCCACCUCUGCAGCCCAUUCCCCUGCCAGAGGGCCCGUGGGAGAGGCUGAUGGUGGACAUCAUCGGGCCGAUGCACGGUCCGCCGACCGAGAGAUCGGCAGAGCUCCGAGCAUUUCUGACGAAAUGUGGUGUGCGGCAGACGUUCAGCUCGCCGUACUCGCCGCAGACGUGCGGGCUGGUCGAGCGGUUGAACCGCACGAUAAAAGGGGCCAUUCAGUCGGCUCGGCUGGCGCGGGAGCCGCGCUCACCCUACCUGCGUCGGUUCCUGGGUGAGUACCGCGCCACUCCGCACCCCGCCACCGGGGAGACGCCGUUCCGCUUGAUGAGGGGGCGGGAGGCGCGCACGACCCUGGACGUGCUGAAGCGGGACGCGCCCACCGGAAACAGCCGGAAACGCGCGGUACGCCGGCGGCACCGCCGCUAUCAGUCGGCGUACAAGAGGAGGUACGAUCGCACCGCGACCGCCGCCCCCAGGUGGGAGGCAGGAGACUGGGUACGGGUUCGUAAGCCAGUCAGCGGUCGGGUCGAAGGCCAGCCGGCGGUCCAGAUCCGGGAGAGGACCGGCCCUGUGAGCUACAGGGCGGGCCACGACGGCGGCCACGACGGCGUCCACGUCGACAGCUGCUCCACCCCCAUCAUCCUGCGCCAUCGGCAGAACCUCCGCUACUGCCGCCCUGGAGAGGACGCCGGCGCUGAUGCCUGA
Amphibalanus amphitrite is the source of this 2403-nucleotide messenger RNA. RefSeq lists its product as uncharacterized. The transcript is spliced from 6 exons. NCBI's taxonomy places the organism in Eukaryota, Metazoa, Arthropoda, Thecostraca, Balanomorpha, Balanidae. The record is from RefSeq and is a predicted model, not a curated record. Gene Ontology annotation, biological process: DNA integration. Gene Ontology annotation, molecular function: nucleic acid binding. The coding region runs from base 1 to 2403 and encodes 800 amino acids.